This is a messenger RNA of Ipomoea triloba (trilobed morning glory), 2598 nucleotides long. RefSeq lists its product as uncharacterized. Gene Ontology annotation, molecular function: microtubule binding. The record is from RefSeq and is a predicted model, not a curated record. Bases 139 to 2397 code for a protein of 752 amino acids. NCBI's taxonomy places the organism in Eukaryota, Viridiplantae, Streptophyta, Magnoliopsida, Solanales, Convolvulaceae. The transcript is spliced from 8 exons.
GCUCCCAUCUCUCUUUCUCUCUGCACUUUUGUAGCCCGUCUAGCUUUAUCUUCAAUCGCCACCGCUCUUUCGACUGAUCUUUGAAGAAUUCGCAGUCACAGUCUCAGUCGCAUCGGAAAUCGAAUCAAUUUUGGGUUAAUGUCGAUGGCGGAAGUCGACCACAUCGAUCUCGAAGUGAAGGGCCUCAGUCUCCUCGACGAUGGGGCGGAGAAUGAUGAUUUCGUCCUCACCUUGUCCCCUUCGCCGCUCAAGCAGACUGAUAAUCACAAAGGCUUAAGCUUGGAGAUGUCGGGAAGGAUGGAUGUUCAAGAAGAAAAGGAUAUGGAUAAUAAAGGUGAAGAAGAUGACGUGCUGCCCGAAUUACAUGAAUCAAUUGAACCAGAAAGAAGCAGAAGGAAAGGAAAGUUGAAUUUACGCAAGAGCUUAGCAUGGGAUAGUGCUUUCUUUACAGAUGCAGGGGUUCUGGAUGCUGAGGAGCUGUCCACCAUGGUCAAGGGAGCUGAAAAGAUUGAGAAAAAUGUAAUGCCUAGGAUUGAAGAGGAUGUUGAAAGAUCUACAGAUACAAUAUCAACAUUAGCAAGUGAUAGUGUGGCGCUGGAACAUCUUGAGGCCGAGUUGUUUGAAGACAUUAGAGCAUCGAUACAGAGAUCCAAUAAAGUGUCAAAUGUGAUGACCUCAACCAGGAAAGAAGUAUCUUCUGUGGCAGAUAAUGGGGGUAAUUCUGCUUCGAAGAAGGCAGAUGCCACUUUAAAAAAUGUGCCAAAGCCUAAACUUGCUCCAAAAAGAGCCAUUGGGGCUCAGACUUUGGGAAUGUUAAAAAGUCAGCAGAAACACACUGAUGGAAUACAAGGCUCCAGGAAAAGCAUAAAGCUGGACAAUCCACGUGUCACACAGCCUGUCAAAACUGGGGACUUAACAUCAUCACUUGCUAAGCUACCAAAACUGCCCAGUAAGGCAAAUCCCAUCCCAGCAACAAUGGCAAAAAGGGCUUCUUUGAGUGCUAAUCAUGUCAAAAUUGAUCAUGACAAUACAAAAACCAAUACUGUUGCUGGUAAAGGGGCUCAUACAUCAAAAGUAUUUGACUCAAGUAAUGCCUGCAAGGCUUUACCAAAACCUGCAUUGUCUUCCAAGGCUUCUUCAAUGAGAUUUUCAGCUGCAAGCAAGAUGCAGUCCUCAAGAUCUUCAAGUGAUAGUACUGGAAGUACUUUGUCUGACAAGGCAGGAAAACCCAAUUUACCUAUGGCCAGAAGGAAGUUGGUUAGUAAACCUGUUAGUCAACCUUCCUCUGCUUCAAUGCUCAAAACUCCAUCAAAAACAGCAUUGAAGAAUAGAGUAUCAUCUGGAAAUUCUGCAAUCUCAGCUUAUCUCAUGUCUUCAAAGAUCAAUUCUAGCAUAUCACCAGCUAGUUCUAUAAGCGAAUGGUCAUCAGCUUCAGCAUCAUCAUCAUCCUGUUCUAUCAUUAAUGAGAGGUCAAAUAAGUCGAGGAUUAGUUUUGAUACCAGUUCCUGUAUAUCUUUGGAGAGUGAUGCUUCUACUUUGGACUUCACAAAUUCUUCUAGUAAUCAGAUCUCAGAAAAAUUGAAUCAGGGAACAGCAUCACCUAAAGAAAAUACAAGGAAAACUUCAACACAAAGUGACACAGUCUCUCUUCCACCUAUGAAACCAUCAGGCCUACGGAUGCCAUCCCCAAAAAUUGGUUUCUUUGACGGGGUGAAGUCGGCUCGCACACCCAAUGGGACUAUGCAAAAACAAAGCACUGCAUUGCCCAAAAUUGGAACUACUCUCUGCAGUCCAAAUGGGAGGUCAAAUAUGAAAUCCAAGGCCUCAGGUCUUCCACCCUCAAGAAUGUCAACUGCCUCUGGAAAUGUGAAUUCUGGUACUCAGAACCUUUCUUCUCCCACAUCUUUCCAGGACAAAUCACAGUCACCUACCUCAUCGAAUAUCACUGAUGCUCCAAAAGAUAAAAAAUCUUUUCCUAGCUUUGCUCCAGAAGUUCAUCAUGAUCCGAAUGAAGAAAGUAACUCAUAUGCGAUGGAUGUUGGAAGCGGAGUACAUGAAACAGUAAAACAUGUAGUACAAGAUGCUGGUUUAGAGGCAGUUAAUCAUGGGGACCUUGGCGUUCUGAAGAAUGAAAUGACUGCUAAUGUAAAUGAGAAAGCCAACUCAAACGACAUCAAGGUUGUUGCUGUUGAAGAGGAGACUACUUAUUCAAAUUCCAAGAAUGCUGAUACAACAAUAUCUGAGAUUGCAGCUAGCAGGAUACCAUUUGCUGUCAAGAAUUCCGGGGUUGGCGAUUUUCUUGACUUCUCUAAAGAAGCAGUCGUCGAGGAGGUGGUUGGGAAGAUUAAUUCUGCCAUUCCUCCGGAAAUUGAUUACAAAGAAAACAACAAUUUAUAAAUUAAUUGGUAGCCUCUCCCCCACCCCCAAACCCCCCUUGGUUUCAAGUGAAGUGUAUUUUGAUCCUCCUAUAUGUUUAGAUCUAUCACGCUAGACAUGACAGGUUUUUUUUUACCAGUGAAAUUGUAAUUGCAGAAGGGGUAUGCUAUCUUUGUGGUGUUCAUCAUAAUGUGUUUAAAAAGAGUCAAUUAUUGUAUUGUA